AUGGCUUCUAGCAGCAAAGGAAAGGAAACUCUGUACGAGCAGUAUGCUAACCUUAGUAUCUCGGACGAUAAUGAGGUGGAGGUCAACAUUGCGACGGAGGAUAAUGAAGAUCUUGACACUAAAAGCUACAUGCUAGUUGGCUCCCUCAUGACCGAAAAAAUGGUUUGUUUUAACUAUCUGAAGGAAACCAUGGCACAGACUUGGAGACAUCGAAAAGGAAUGAUGGCAGAGGAAGUAGCACCAAACUUGUUCAUCUUCUACUUCUGUCAUAAGAAGGACAGACAAAGGAUCCUUGAUGACGGGCCAUGGUCCUAUGACCAAAACCUUCUCGUUCUUCAAAAGAUAGAAAGCAAAGAUUCCCCGUUUGAUGCAGAUUUCUCUAAAACUGAGUUCUGGGUCCAAAUCCAUAAAAUCCCCCAGCGGUUCUCAAAUCCCAAGAUCGCAGAGAUUAUUGGAGCACAUUUAGGAGAGUUCAUAAAGUCCGACUUGGAACACUUUGAUGGCACCCGGAGCGCUUUGAUCAGAGUAAGGGUCAUUCUGGAUAUUACCAAACCCCUAAAGAGAAGAAUCAAGAUAAAGGUCUCACCAGAGGAAAACAUAUGUAUGGAGUGCAAAUACGAGAGGCUCCCAACCUUCUAA
Molecule: messenger RNA, 639 nt
Organism: Ipomoea triloba (trilobed morning glory)
Lineage: Eukaryota; Viridiplantae; Streptophyta; Magnoliopsida; Solanales; Convolvulaceae
Exons: 1
Coding region: 1-639 (212 amino acids)
Source: RefSeq, a predicted model, not a curated record